Messenger RNA from Botrytis deweyae, 702 nucleotides. RefSeq lists its product as uncharacterized. NCBI's taxonomy places the organism in Eukaryota, Fungi, Ascomycota, Leotiomycetes, Helotiales, Sclerotiniaceae. Bases 1 to 702 code for a protein of 233 amino acids. The transcript has 3 exons. The record is from RefSeq and is a predicted model, not a curated record.
AUGUCAAAGCCAAUUAUCGUUAUGGUUCCUGGUGCAUGGCACAAGCCCCUCAUUUACUCCAAAGUCGCGCAAUCUCUCGAGAAGCACGGAUAUCCCACCGUCAGCCUUGCCUUACCCUCUGCCGGCGCCAAGCCAUCUCACCAAGACUUUAAUGGUGAUGCAAAUAGCAUCCGAGAACGCUUGACUGAACUUGUCUCCGCUGGCAAGGAUGUCGGUCUCUCCAAGAAAGAUCAAGAAGCCAAAGGCUUGAAAGGUGGUCUCAUUAGAUAUGUAGUCAUCAAUGGAUUCGCAACUCCUCCGAGCUUCCAGGCGGCAGCGAAGGGUGAUUAUGCUAAAAUGCCUGACUGGAUGAAACUUGAUACCGAGAAUGAGGUUUUCACUGUUGAGCCAGAAGAUGCCAAGAGAAUCUUCUAUAACGACAUCUCAUCCGAAAAGGCAGACAAGUUAAUUCCCGAACUCCUCCCUCAAAGUCUCGGUGUAUACUUCAGCACUGCAACCUAUGCGGCCUGGUUGGAUGUUCCCUCAACUUUCUUGUAUGGCGAGGCUGAUCAGAGUUCUUUCACACCCGAGGUGGUGAAAAUGAUGAAUCCGACCGCUUUUGAUGUUGUAGAAAGUCUCAAGGAGGGUGGCCACUGCUUCAUGAUCAGUCAUCCAGAAUGGACAGCGGAAGCCUUGAGAAGAGCUGCAGGAGAGAAGUUUUGA